AUGACGCUUUUGAUUUACACCUGUGUUUUGUUAGUUACUUUAUUUAUCAAGGAAAGUUCGCUGCGAUCAAUCGAAGUUGAUGAGCCAUUUCUUCAGGCCCCUAAGUACACAAACUACGAUGAGUUAGUCAAACUUCUAGACAAGUUAGAAAAAACGUAUCCGGAACUGGCGAAAGUGUAUUCGAUAGGGAAAUCUGUUGAAGGACGGAAAUUGUUAGUGCUGCAGAUUAGUGAGGAUGUAAAGAAAACACACCCAGAACGACCAGCUUUCAAGUAUGUUGCAAACAUGCAUGGUGAUGAAUCAGUGGGGCGGCAAUUGAUGGUUUUUUUGGGACAAUACCUACUCAUAAAUUACGGCAAAGAUGACAGGGUGACGCGGCUUGUGAAUACUACAGAUAUUCAUUUGAUGCCUUCCUUGAAUCCUGAUGGUUUUGAAGAGAGUAAAGAAGGAGAGUGUGAGUCUUUACAAGAACCCAAUGGUCGGACCAAUGCCAAAGGGGUAGACCUGAACCGUGACUUCCCUGAUCAGUUUGACCGCAACCGGUCCAACGACGAUGCUUAUCUAUUCGGAGGGCGGCAGCCAGAGACUGCGGCUCUCAUGCGUUGGGUGCUGAAGAAGCAGUUCGUGCUUUCUGGCAACUUGCAUGGAGGUGCUAUUGUUGCCAGCUAUCCAUAUGAUGAUUCUAGCACUGGAAAAGAUUGUUGCGAAGAAAGCCGGUCUCCAGAUGACGCGUUGUUCAAGCACCUUGCUACUGUGUACGCGUCGAAAAACGCCGACAUGAAACGAGGGAACUCCUGCAAACCGGAUAAUUUUAAAGAUGGUAUCACCAAUGGCGCUUUUUGGUAUUCUGUUCAAGGUGGUAUGCAGGACUUCAACUAUGUCUAUUCCAAUUGUUUCGAAGUUACCUUCGAGCUGUCUUGCUGCAAGUACCCAUUCGCGAGUCAGCUACCGGAGUACUGGGAAACGAACCGGGAUUCACUGAUAGCCUUUAUAGAACAGACCCAUAUUGGUGUUAAGGGUUUUGUUUUCGACGAGGAUGGGUCACCUGUUAAGGAUGCUCAAAUUAUCGUCGAUGGCAUCAAACACUCGGUGAAGACUACUGAACAUGGUGCCUAUUGGAGAUUACUCUUACCUGGGGAAUACAACAUCACUACCAUAGCUUCCGGUUACAUACCCCCCAAGUCCGUGACGGUCACCGUGACUGAAGACGUCCCAGUAACAGUUAACUUCACUGUCCACCGUCGCUCACGUUCUCUCACCGAUGAGCGUAACAGGCACCCGCGUCACAACAUCGAUGGCCUGUCUCCAGCCGACUUCGUGCACCACAACUACGUCAAGAUGGAGAGCUACCUCAAGCAUCUGCACGAAGCGUACCCGGACAUCACUCGACUGAGCAGUAUUGGCAAGUCUGUGGAGGGGAGGGAGUUGUACGUGCUGGAGAUAACGAGAGAUCCGGGCAGGCAUAUUCCUGGCAAACCCGAGUUCAAAUACAUCGCCAACAUGCACGGAAAUGAAGUUGUUGGUCGUGAACUAUUGCUGUUGUUGGCCAAAUAUCUUUGCCAACAAUAUACUAACGGUGACGAGAGGAUCCAAAGGAUACUGAACACUACAAGAGUACAUCUUAUGCCCAGCAUGAACCCAGACGGCUAUGAGAUGAGUAGAGAAACAGACUACAGCAGCUUAAGGGGCAGAUCUAACGCGCACAAUAUAGACCUCAACAGAAAUUUUCCGGAUCAGUUUGGAUCUACAGAGGACAACCGUGUAGCGGAGCCCGAGACGGAAGCGGUGAUGAACUGGUCACAGUCGCUGCCGUUCGUACUGUCCGCGAAUCUGCAUGGUGGGGCGCUGGUGGCCAACUACCCUUACGACGGCAACCCCCUUAUGACCAGCGGCUCGGAGUACCUCACGCCUGAUAACGGAGUUUUCGUCCAUCUCGCCCACGUCUACUCUGAUGCUCACCAUAAAAUGCAUCUCGGACAACCCUGCAAGAACUUACCGGAGGAGAAGUUCCCAGAUGGAAUCACUAACGGUGCUAAAUGGUACGUCCUCGCCGGCGGAAUGCAAGACUGGAACUAUCUCCACACAAACGACAUGGAGAUCACUUUGGAGGUGGGUUGCUACAAGUUUCCACCGGCCGAGGAUCUACCGACCUACUGGGAGGAUAAUAAGGAAGCACUCUUGCAGUUCAUAGAGCAGGUGCACAAAGGGGUGCACGGGUUCGUGCACAGUCACAUCGGGCACGCGCUAGCGAACGCCACCAUCUCUGUAGCGGGCGUGCGGCACAACGUGCGGACCGCACACGAUGGGGACUACUGGAGGCUGCUUAUGCCCGGCACCUACAACAUCACCGCUGCCAAGGACGGAUAUGAAAGUGUCACGGAAGAAGUAACCAUUCCGGCCAAUGGCUCGGUGAGCGUCAACUUCACUCUUAUGGUGGACGACCCGCAACAUUGGUCUUCUGCCUACGACUUCCGCGUGCUAGAGAACAUAAUGAAUACGCGGUACCACAGCCCGGUGGAGAUGUACGCCGAGCUGUCUGAACUAGAGAACCGGUUCCCUGACGUCGCUGAGUUCAGGUCUGGAGAUGCGUUGCGCACAGCCGCCAUACAUCAACUGAAACUUACCGACCAGAUCGGUUCACCAGAGGAAACAAAAUUCCACAUUGCGAUCAUAAGUAACCUCUACAGCUCGCAACCCUUGGGUCAAGAGAUGCUUCUGAACUUCGCGCGCCACAUCGCCACAGCAUACAAUAUCGGAGAACCCAUCCAUCAGAAAUUACUCAAAAACGCCGUCUUGCAUUUCAUACCAAACCUUGACCCACUCUACACGAAAAUUCUCAAGGAAUACGAUAACACCGACAAGUGUGACUACAAACCUUUGGAAGAGGAAUUCGGCGAUAGCGUAUACAGUUACCUCACAAAGAAGAAUCUUAACCCGUUGUCGAAUUACACGCGUGAGAAGGCGUUCAUAAAUCUUCUAGAAGAGGAGAAGUACGAUCUGAUACUCGAACUGGCGUCCGGUACAGAAGACGUAGCGUAUCCAGACCUGUCUAGAGAAAUCUACGAGCAGUUUGCUAAGAAAUUCCAAGACAACAGAACGCCGAGUAAUCGAUACGAAUGCGCCGAUCGGAAUAUCGAUACGAAUCACGGGAAUCUAAUCGAUUUGAUCUCCGAGAGAUAUAACACGCCGAUCAUCGCGGUCGGAUUGAGUUGCUGCAAGAUGCCGGCACCGGACCUCAUCGCCUGGGUGUGGAGAGACAGCUUACGCGGGAUCAUGAAAUUUGUAGAGAUUGCCAACACUGGCGUGAAGGGCUACAUAAAGAACGAGGACGGUCUGCCGCUGCGGGAGGCGACGCUCGCGAUCCCGGGCUCGUCCCGUCAGUACCGCGUGUCGCGCAACCGCGCGCACUUCCGCGCGCUGCUGCCGCCCGGAGACACCCGCCUGCUGCUGCGCGCCAGAGGAUACCGCGACCAGAUGCUGACGUGGCGUGUGGUGGAGAACGUGGUGAAGCAGAAGGACAUUGUGAUGAAGCGCGUCAACGCAGAGCACAGGCCCCUGGCUGCUGUCGACGAGCUGCCCAUCGAAGACAACCCCAACAUCGUCUACAUCACCGGUCUGGCACUGGAUUACAACAGUCUACCGCUGGUAGGGGCUAAACUGUCGGUGUCGCCAUUGACAUCAAUUCAUCCGCUGGUCACCAACACCACCGACGCAGCUGGCAGGUUCCUCCUGUCUCUGCCCGUUACCUACAUGGGGAGGGAAGUCUUAUUGACAGUCGUUCACGAUGGAUACAUAACCCUCAAUAGACAUAUCAAAAUUAACAGCGAUAGUAACUUGACUCCGAAUGUGCUGUUCAAAUUGGAAAGGGACGACACUGUUUUGGGGAUGCCCCGACUUGUUUUUGUAAUGUUGUCUGGCGUGGUGGGCGUGGCACUGGUGGCAGUGGCAGCCUGGUGCUACGGCUGCCGGCAACGUGUGCGUGACAAUCGCCGCAACUACCUGUUCACUCACCUGCCGAACGAGGACAAGCGGCCGCUCUGCGAAAACGUGCCUUACGAUCUACUCCAGAAGCCGUAUUACGACGACGAUGACGUCCCGCCUUCUGAAACUGACUCCGAAGACGAGAUCGUACUGUUGAGAUCUGAUCGGGAGUGGAAGGCCGUCGAUCAAAACGAAAACUAA
Messenger RNA from Parnassius mnemosyne (clouded apollo), 4182 nucleotides. Lineage: Eukaryota; Metazoa; Arthropoda; Insecta; Lepidoptera; Papilionidae. The record is from the annotation of a GenBank genome assembly.